AUGUUGCUCGCUGGCUUGCUGACCCCAGCAUGUGCGCUGGCUCUUUACGAAGCAACACUGUCAUACCGUGCUAUUGUGCGGCUGCGUACGUACGAGUCCGCUUCUGAGACGGCGGCACAAUAUAGUCAGAUGGCUGCCGACAAGCUGUGGCGGACUCGCACGACGCAGGGAGCGGCUGCUGUGUCUAUCUUGCUGUCAAUUGGGACAAGUCUCUACACACUGUUCUUGGGAGGCUCAUCUGCUGUCCUGAACACUGUUACGGCUGUCUCAGCAGUUGCUGCCUGGUUCCACUUCAGCCCAUUCUGGCAGGAGCAGGUCACUAUUCCUGGCGUCUAUACUUGGAACGAAGCAGUGGAAGCCAGCAACACACUGAGGCCGAUGUUGUUGGGACAGGCCGGGCUGUGGUUGAUGAUCAGUCUUUUGAGCUUCUUCGUCUGA
This is a messenger RNA of Cyphellophora attinorum, 438 nucleotides long. RefSeq lists its product as uncharacterized. The record is from RefSeq and is a predicted model, not a curated record. Bases 1 to 438 code for a protein of 145 amino acids. The transcript is spliced from 3 exons. NCBI's taxonomy places the organism in Eukaryota, Fungi, Ascomycota, Eurotiomycetes, Chaetothyriales, Cyphellophoraceae.